Molecule: messenger RNA, 2683 nt
Organism: Magnolia sinica
Lineage: Eukaryota; Viridiplantae; Streptophyta; Magnoliopsida; Magnoliales; Magnoliaceae
Product: disease resistance protein RPH8A-like
Exons: 3
Coding region: 3-2144 (713 amino acids)
Biological process (GO): defense response to other organism
Molecular function (GO): ADP binding
Source: RefSeq, a predicted model, not a curated record
GAAUGGGUGGUCUGGGCAAGACUACUCUCACCAGGAAAGUUUAUAAUCAUUAUGAUGUUAAGAAGCAUUUUGAUUGUUGUGCGUGGAUCUAUGUAUCUCAAGAAUAUGAUGCAAGGGAUCUUUUGCAGAGGAUUAUGGGAUGCUUUCUGAUUCACACUGGAAGAGAAAUGGACGAAAUGCAGAUGAGGGAGAGUAUUUUUGAGCAUUUGAAGCACAAGAGAUAUUUUGUGGUGGUAGAUGAUAUCUGGAAGACGGAGGCAUGGGUUGCUUUAGCAGCUGCCUUUCCAGACAUGAAUAACGGAAGUCGGGUCAUACUUACCACUCGCAACAGAGACGUAGCUUUACAUGCAGACAUCCAGAGCUGUGUUCAUGAUCUGAAACUUCUAAAAACAGAUGAGAGCUGGAAAUUGUUUUGUCAGAAGAUAUUCUUCAAGCAAGAUAGCAGUUGCCCCCAAGAUUUAGAGAGGCUGGGAAAGCAGAUUGUGGCAAAAUGUCACGGUCUACCCCUCGCAGUCGUGGUCGUUGGAGGGCUCUUAUCGAGGAAAGCAAGACUCCCAAGUCAGUGGGAGAAGGUACUGAAAAGCCUUUGCUGGCCAUCUGUUGAAGGCCAAGCACAAAUUUCAAGGAUAUUAGCUUUAAGCUAUGAAGAUCUACCCUAUUACUUGAAGCCAUGCUUUCUCUAUUUAGGAGUAUAUCCAGAAGACCACAAGUUCUCUGCUAAGGAGUUGAUUCGGUUAUGGGUUGCAGAAGGAUUUGUACAUUCAGAAGGGGCCAAAACAUUGGAGGAAGUAGGAGAAGAUUGCCUAGAGGAGCUCAUCCAGAGAAGCCUAAUUCAAAUAGUGGAAAGAAGUUUAAUAGGAGGGGUUAAAAGCUGCGGCAUCCACGAUCUUCUUCGAGAUCUCUCACUCUUAAAAGCCAAGGAAGAAAAUUUUCUCAACAUCAACACUGGGGGCGCAAGAUAUUUCUCUCCUAAAGCACGUCGACUUGCUAUGCAUCAUGGCGACUCUGUGAACGCUUCUUUAAGCGACUUCCCUCUGAACCUUCGAUCUAUUAUUUGGUUCAGCUCAGAGCAAUAUCUUCGACAAAAUCAACAGAAGUUAAUUUUCGGAGGCUUUCGAUUGCUUAGGGUGUUACAUCUCAGUCAACGUGGCACACGGAUAGAGGCAGAAAAGGUUCCGAAAGAAAUAGGCACACUUGUCCACUUGAGAUACCUUGAAAUGACGGUAAAUGUGAAUGGAACAGGACAAAGCCUACCAUCGUCGAUGGCCAAUCUACGCAACUUGCAAACACUAGUUGUACGUUUUACUUUUUUCAGACAGUCAGUGCACAUUCCUAUUGAUAUUUGGAACAUGCAACAGCUAAGGCAUGUACGCGUACGGGAGGGGGCAUUUACAUGUGAAGGGUCUACACUAGGCGAGCAGACUGCGGAUGAACUCAGCCUUCCAAGCAACCUACAAACUCUAAGAAAUAUUCUGGCAGGCGACUGGAUAGAGAAUUACUUGCAAAAGCUCAUUAACCUUAGGACACUAAAAAUAGAGAAAGUAGAUUCAAGUAGGCAUGGAGAGGGAUUGAUCGACUCUAUUCCCAAAUUGGACCACCUCCGGUCUCUGAAGCUAACAGGUAAAGAUCUGAUCCCAUUUCCACCAAUUUUAAAUCUGUUGUAUUUGUUUAAGCUGCAUUUGAACGGAAGGUUAGGGAACCUACCCGAGUCUCAUGAAUUCUCACCAAAUCUCACCAAGCUUACCUUGUACGCGUCUAAGUUAAAGCAAGAGCCUAUUAUGACACUGGAGAAACUAGCAAACCUUCGGGUUCUCAGAUUGGAGUAUUAUUCAUACUUGGGAAAGGAAAUGGUAUGCUCUCGACAAGGGUUUCCUCGCCUUGAGUUCUUGGUGUUUAGAGGAUUGUUUGGUUUAGAGGAGUGGAGAGUUGAGGAAGGAGCGAUGCUGAGGCUUUCACGGUUAAAGAUGCAUGGAGCCUAUAAAUUGAAGAUGCUUCCAGAAGGAUUGCAGCAUGUGACUACCCUCAAGAAAUUGGAGAUAGCUGCUAUGUCUCAUAGUUUCACAAAUAGGCUUCGAAAAGAUGAGGGAGAGGAUUGGUAUAAGAUUCAGCACAUACCCUCCAUCACCAUAUAUCCAAGCUAUUAAAUCCUCAGGAGCACCUUCCACCCAAAUAUGCUGAAGCUAUUUCUGAAGAUAAAUAUUGAGAUGUGGGAUUUGUUGCAGACUGAUUCAGGAUAUCUCCCUAGUAAAGCCGGACAUGCCUCAACAAUUGAAGGCAAGGCUUCAUGUAGCGGUAUGGUUGCAGUUGGAUGACCUACAUUGAAAAUUGAUGCUGCAGACAUGCCUCAACAAUUGAAAGCGAGGCUUCAUGUAGCAGCAUGGUUUGAUGACCUACAUUGAAAAUUGCCACCACGGGACAUGCCUCAACAAUUGAAGGUGGGGCUUCGAGAAGAAGAGGGAGAGGAUUGGCAUAAGAUUCAACAUAUACCCUCCGUUAACAUAAAUGAAUAAGAUGUAUAUAUGGUGUUGUUGUGACUAGCAAUCAAAGACGAGCUUUCCUUGUUUGGUGCACACAGUUCAUGAUCUCUCCAAAGCAAAGCGGGUGAGAUUUACUUGUUUUUUAAUCUCUCCUCUUUAUUGAUGCUGUCAACUAUAGUCAUAGCUGUUUUGAGUCUUUUGACUUC